Molecule: messenger RNA, 655 nt
Organism: Orcinus orca (killer whale)
Lineage: Eukaryota; Metazoa; Chordata; Mammalia; Artiodactyla; Delphinidae
Product: cathelicidin-5-like
Exons: 4
Coding region: 85-564 (159 amino acids)
Biological process (GO): innate immune response; antimicrobial humoral immune response mediated by antimicrobial peptide; defense response to Gram-positive bacterium
Cellular component (GO): extracellular region
Molecular function (GO): lipopolysaccharide binding
Source: RefSeq, a predicted model, not a curated record
GACGCGUGGUUGGGCCAUUGCAUCAGGCCCAGGAGGGGCAUAAAGGAGGGUCCUGCAUGCUGGGAGGAGGCCGACUUGGGGACCAUGGAGACUCAGAGGGCCAGCCUCGCCCUGGGGCGGUGGUCACUGUGGCUACUGCUGCUGGGACUAGUGGUGCCCUCGGCCAGCGCCCAGACCCUCAGCUACAACGAGGCCGUGAUUCGUGCUUUGGAUCGUCUCAACGAGUGGUCCUCAGAAGCUAAUCUCUACCGCCUCCUGGAGCUGGACCCACCUCCCAAGGCCGAUGAGAACCUGGACACCCCAAAGCCUGUGAGCUUCACGGUGAAGGAGACCGUGUGCCCCAGGACGACCCAGCAGCCCCCGGAGCAGUGUGACUUCAAGGAGAAUGGGCUGGUGAAAGAGUGUGUGGGGACAGUCACCCUGGCUCAGAUCAGGGACAACUUCGAUAUCACUUGCACUGUGCCCCAGAGUGUCAGGGGACUGAGAAGCCUCGGUAGGAAGAUACUAAGAGGUUGGAAGAAGUAUGGCCCGAUUAUCGUCCCAAUAAUCAGAUUAAUUGGGUGAAUUGUGAGCCCAGGGAAAAGACCUAAGGGUCUGCCUGCCCUGGUUCAGACUUCUAGACUCUGAGAAAUAAAUUCUUGUGAAAGCAACUUAC